CUUCUCAGGUUCUUCUCCUUUUGAAAACAAGGCAGAUAGAAUUUAAAACCCCCUUCCCUCUUCUAUAUACAUAGCAGUCCUACAUACAACUCACUGAACAACAGAGAAUUACGGAGAAUCAAGUACUCAUGGCGGGAGGUAGAGAUGGAUCGAAGAAGGUUCAAUCACGGGGACUGGCUCGUGGCGCCGCUUCCGCCGCCACCUUCACCACCACCGCCGACGGCGAAGAGCUGACUGUUUCGGAGUUAAUUUCGCGCUUAGAUGAGGAAGGAAGGAGAAGGCUUGAGAGUAUGAAUCAGAAGCUGAGAGAUUUGGAGAAUCAGAUGGAGGCUUUGGAGACGGAGAUGAACAAGGCAAAUGAAUGCUGUUGAAUGGAGUUUAUGAUGAAAUUUUAAUCUUUGAUUGGAACUGUAUGUUUUUAGUUGUAGGUCUUUGCAGGAUAGAGUUAUAUAUAUAUAUAUA
Molecule: messenger RNA, 462 nt
Organism: Phalaenopsis equestris
Lineage: Eukaryota; Viridiplantae; Streptophyta; Magnoliopsida; Asparagales; Orchidaceae
Exons: 2
Coding region: 129-371 (80 amino acids)
Source: RefSeq, a predicted model, not a curated record